CACAAAUAACUGCAUUUUGGCUGAUGCUCUACGGAACAUACGCUAUGGCCGCUAUGACACAAUGGCAUAUUUAAGAAGAGUGUCUUAUUCGGUGAGAGGGUAUAUAGACAUGCAAAUAGGCCCUUUAGCUAAUGAAAUCCUUCUCGAAGAUAUUCCUGAACAGCUACCAAUGAUUGGACUUCAGCCUCUGCCACCUGUAUUGCCACCAUUCCACAUUCGUGGUGCUGGUAGAGGUAGGAGGGGUCGUGGUCGUCAACGGGCAGCAGCAGUUCCAGAAAACCAUGGAAUGGUCCGGCAUCCAAAUGUGCGCCAACAACCAGGUGGUAACCUUAGAAUAAUUGAAGGUCGCCAUCUUCUCGGGAAUACAGACAAUAUUGAGGUGCCAAUCCAGAUUCAAGCAAAUAAUGAAGACCGAAAUGAGCCCAUUGAUCAGCCAGAAAACGAAAUUGAACAGCCACAUAUCAAUGAUACGUUAGCGGAGGAAGAGGUCUAUGAAAUAGUUGAGCUUGGCAUAGAUGAUGCUUUUGUUGACGGUAGAUUGAUUUUAAAUGUUAUAAUACUGAAACAUUAGCUUAAUAACUUUCCAUUUAGUUUCAGAACAAAAUACUCAACCAGCUCACCAGGCAGCUGAUUUAGAUAUCCCUACAUUUGAAGGCAAGUUAUUAU
Molecule: messenger RNA, 666 nt
Organism: Aphis gossypii (cotton aphid)
Lineage: Eukaryota; Metazoa; Arthropoda; Insecta; Hemiptera; Aphididae
Exons: 5
Coding region: 62-571 (169 amino acids)
Source: RefSeq, a predicted model, not a curated record